Drosophila santomea is the source of this 2296-nucleotide messenger RNA. It is a transcript of the gene Etf-QO, whose product is annotated as electron transfer flavoprotein-ubiquinone oxidoreductase, mitochondrial. Gene Ontology annotation, molecular function: iron-sulfur cluster binding; electron-transferring-flavoprotein dehydrogenase activity. The transcript has 5 exons. Bases 359 to 2173 code for a protein of 604 amino acids. Gene Ontology annotation, cellular component: mitochondrial inner membrane. NCBI's taxonomy places the organism in Eukaryota, Metazoa, Arthropoda, Insecta, Diptera, Drosophilidae. The record is from RefSeq and is a predicted model, not a curated record. Gene Ontology annotation, biological process: electron transport chain.
CUCGUUCUUAUCGCCCAGCUGUGAGCAUAAGAAACCGCUGCUUGAGAAUAUAAACCAAACAGCUUUAAUUUUUCAGUUUGAUCAGUUUAUUUGUAUACCAAGUGGGUAAUCUCGAGUGCCGAAUACACAUUAGCGAACAGUAAAUACUGCCAACGAACUUUGGACGGAGCUACGUCAUUAGGUGGACGGGUCUAAAGUCCAACUUGUUGCACCGAUCUUGUUGUUUGUGUUGUGUUUGGGAUUAGAAUAAACACAACAUCAUACAUACAUACGUAAAUAGGAACAGUUUACGGUGCGCUUCUGCAACUUACAACCCUUCCUAUUGGAAAACCGCUAUUAGCUGCAAAAGAAGCUGAACAUGUCGGCACUCUUGAAAAUGCACAGCGUCCGGAGACUCUUCAGCCCCUCCCUGGCUCGCAGCAUUUCCGAUGCGGCCAAAUUUCCCAGAAUCACCACCCACUAUACGCUGAAUCCCCGCGAAAAGGAUGAGCGCUGGACGGAAGUGGACAUGGAGCGCUGCGUUGAGGAGGUGGACCUGGUGAUCGUGGGUGGAGGACCGGCUGGCAUGUCGGCGGCUAUUCGGGCGAAGCAACUGGCGGCGGAAAAGGAUCAGGAAAUUCGCGUCUGCGUGGUGGAAAAGGCCGCCGAAGUUGGCGGACACAUUCUGUCCGGCGCCGUCAUCGAUCCUAUCUCGUUGAACGAGCUUAUCCCGGACUGGCAGGAGCAGGGAGCCCCGCUUAACACACCCGUGACCAAGGACACCUUCUCCUUUCUCACCGGAUCCGGUCGCAUCUCCAUUCCAGUCUUCAAGGGCUGGCCCAUGGACAACCAUGGCAACUACGUAGUUCGCUUGGGCCACCUGGUCAAGUGGCUUGGGGAUCAGGCGGAGGCCCUGGGCGUGGAGAUAUAUCCCGGCUGUGCUGCCUCCGAGGUGCUAUUUCACGAGGAUGGCAGUGUCAAGGGCAUUGCGACCAACGACGUGGGCAUUGCCAAGAGCGGUGCUCCCAAAGACACCUUUGCACGUGGCAUGGAAUUGCACGCCAAGACUACAAUCUUUGCCGAAGGCUGCCGUGGACACCUGACCAAGCAGAUAAUGCAGAAGUUCGGACUGAACGAGGGCAGCGAACCUCAAGCCUACGGAAUCGGUCUGAAAGAGGUCUGGGAGAUUGCCCCCGAGAAGCAUCAACCUGGUUUGGUGGAGCACACCAUUGGCUGGCCUCUGGACCGCUUCACAUAUGGUGGCUCCUUCUUGUACCAUUUGAACGAGCCCACGCCCACCAUCGCAGUUGGCUUUGUGGUCGGCUUGAACUACAAGAACCCCUGGCUCAGUCCCUUCCAGGAGUUCCAGCGGUUCAAGACGCAUCCCAAGGUUAGACACGUCUUCGAGGGAGCCACUCGAAUUGCCUAUGGGGCACGUGCCAUCAAUGAGGGUGGUUUCCAAAGCCUGCCCCAGAAGCUAUCCUUUCCGGGAGGUUGCCUUGUUGGCUGCAGUGCUGGCUUCUUGAAUGUCCCUCGCAUCAAGGGCUCCCAUUACGCGAUGAAGAGCGGCAUGCUGGCGGCGGAGAGUGCUUUUGAAGCCAUCAAUGCGGACGCACAAUCGACGGCUGGUGUUGAACCCACGGGCUAUGCGGAGAAAAUCAAGAACUCCUUUGUAUGGAAGGAUCUGUACAGCGUGCGAAAUGUCCACCCUUCUUUCCACAAUCCUUUGGGCCUGUACGGUGGCCUUGUGCUCAGUGGUUUCUCCAUUUUCAUGGGCGGUCGGGAACCCUGGACCCUAAAACACGGUCCCCAGGAUCACGAGUCCCUGCAGCCGGCCAGUUCCUGCCAGCCCAUCGUUUACCCCAAGCCCGAUGGCAAGAUCUCCUUCGAUCUGCUGUCUUCGGUAGCACUCACGGGCACGAACCACGAAGGCGACCAGCCCGCCCAUCUUACCCUCAAGGACGACCGCAUCCCCGUGGAACAUAAUUUGGCGCUGUACGAGGGACCGGAGCAGAGAUUCUGCCCCGCCGGAGUGUACGAGUACGUGCCCAACGAGGAGGGCGGCAACAUGAAGCUGCAAAUUAACGCUCAGAACUGCAUACACUGCAAGACCUGUGAUAUCAAAGACCCCAAGCAGAACAUCAACUGGGUGGUGCCCGAGGGAGGUGGUGGUCCCGCCUACAACGGCAUGUGAAAGGAUAAUCAUCCCAGCCAAUCCGUGUACCGCAAUUGCAUUUCACUAGUUUUAAAAGUUGAGAAUUUGAACCUAUGAUUCGGAAAUAAGCCUAAAGUUGCAAUAAAAUUGUAGUAAAACUCA